This is a messenger RNA of Aphis gossypii (cotton aphid), 894 nucleotides long. Its product is annotated as cyclin-dependent kinases regulatory subunit-like. NCBI's taxonomy places the organism in Eukaryota, Metazoa, Arthropoda, Insecta, Hemiptera, Aphididae. Gene Ontology annotation, molecular function: cyclin-dependent protein serine/threonine kinase regulator activity. The record is from RefSeq and is a predicted model, not a curated record. The transcript has 3 exons. The coding region runs from base 406 to 657 and encodes 83 amino acids.
AUUGUUUGGAUACCAGUUCAGUAUAUCUCUUAGUCUGUGAUAGUACGUUACACGUCUAUAUCUGAUAUAUUUGAUUAAUAACUACACGAUUAACAAGUAACAACUAACGAAUACUGGCUACUGGUGUCUGUCAGCGUAGUUAUAGUGCAUUAACAUUAUACUCGCUUUUGUAUAUUCUAUUACCAGCGGCUAAACUGUUUUUUUAUUUUAAUAACUGCAGUUCCAACCCAUAGUGUAAUAUCUCCACGUUCCAACCGGAGUAAAUAAUCGUGAAGUAACUGUGUGUGACGUGUUCAGUGUUAUAUACGUCUUUUGUGUUUGAGUGUACGUAUAUAAAUUUAUUAUUUCGAUAUUUCUUAGUCAGAGCAGUCGUCCGUUAAUCGUUUCACUAAAUUGUCGUUCAUCAUGUCAACACAGCAAAAUAUAUUAUUUUAUUCAAGAAUAUAUGAGAAGGUGGAUAAACAAGAUUUGAGGUUUGUAGCUAUAUCAGAAGAAUUUAGUAAGACAUUACCCAAGGACCGUACGAUGACUGAAGCUGAGUGGCGAAAUCUUGGUUUUGAACUGCCAAGUGGCUGGACACAUUGUGGAAAAAUACGGCCAGAUCAACCUGCAAAUAUGGUGAUAUUUGGAAAAAAUAAAGAAACAAAUAAUUCAUAAAAUUGAUAAAAAAAAAUGAUCAUUUCUUAUUAAACUGUUUUAGAUUUUUAUUUAAAACAAUAACAAUUAAUGUAUUUAUUUUCUAUUUUAUAUAAACAGUAAAACGCAUUACUUUUUUUUUUCUGGCUGAAUUUACAUAUAAAAUAUUUAAUAUCAUGUUUAAACUUUUUUGAUUUUCAUGUUAAUUUUAAAUACAAAUUUAUAGCUAAUAAAAUAUUACUUUUGAUAUUAUGCAAU